Messenger RNA from Tricharina praecox, 1042 nucleotides. RefSeq lists its product as uncharacterized. Bases 156 to 782 code for a protein of 208 amino acids. The record is from RefSeq and is a predicted model, not a curated record. The transcript is spliced from 3 exons. Lineage: Eukaryota; Fungi; Ascomycota; Pezizomycetes; Pezizales; Pyronemataceae.
CGACUACCCCCGAGAACAACCCACUACAAUAUCAGCAACCAGCACCACCACCACCACAUCCACCACCAGCACCACUACUACCACCACCACGCUACCUCCAGCGUCCGAACCCGGAAAAAGACGAAGACGAGAGAUAUCCCUUGCCCGCAGCCAAUAUGUUUCCCACGGGCGCCGGCCACCAGCUGGAUCUGAACCACCUGUGGCAGCAGGUACAGGAGCUGUCGGCGGUGCUCGCUGCAAACAGGGAGAGCACUGUGGGGCUGGUCAAGAAGGCGGAUGAGAUUCGGCAUAGAGGUGGCGAUCCGGCGGAUGCGGCGGCGUGCCUAGUCAAUGGAAACGGUACCGGCUCGGGUUCUAUACCCACGCCGCGAGAGCUCUACCUCGAAGAGCAGAAUAAAAUGCUACAGGAAGAGAUUACACAGUUGCGGGGGGAGAACGAGGACCUUGGAUUGCUGGCGCAGGACUACGAGACGGUGCUGGAGAAGGUGUUGGAAGGGCUGCGGAUAUACGCUCACGAACACAGCAUCGCGACGAUAAACAUCCACUCCUCAUACACCAACCAGCUCAACAAUGAGCGCGCACAGAACGCGGCGCUGCGACAGCGGGAGAUCGAUAACAACGCGCGACUGACGACUCUCAGCCAGUUACUGCGCGAGGCGUAUCAACUGGAGACGGUGCUCGAGCCGGAUAUCGUCAUUGAGCGGCUGAAGGCCGAGAAUGUGGCGCUGAGAACGGCGCUGGGUGUUGAAGAGGAUCCGGAUUGUACCGAGGAGGUGGAUUGAUCGAGGUGAGGGGAGGGGAGGGAGGGGGUUUUGUUUUUUUAGGCGCCGCACACCAGCGUUUGUUUGUUCGUUCACUACAGAUGAUGUUUGUCACAUUGUGAUUUGUUACCAUAAUGAAUACCACCAUCUAUGUACUUUCCAUACCCAACUACAUACAAUCUCCUCUCUUUGCAUUGUUAUGUUUCCCGCUGGCAAAGAAAUCGGUAUAUACAGGGGGUUUUGUGUUGUGCUGACUCUGCGUUAGAGUACCGUACUGCCCU